Molecule: messenger RNA, 1215 nt
Organism: Betta splendens (Siamese fighting fish)
Lineage: Eukaryota; Metazoa; Chordata; Actinopteri; Anabantiformes; Osphronemidae
Gene: rnaseh2b
Product: ribonuclease H2, subunit B
Exons: 11
Coding region: 222-1142 (306 amino acids)
Biological process (GO): RNA catabolic process; ribonucleotide metabolic process
Cellular component (GO): nucleoplasm; ribonuclease H2 complex
Source: RefSeq, a predicted model, not a curated record
AAAUUUGAUUCAAAUGAUUAGUUCAAUGUCGUUUAUUCAGAUAAAAUCCCGAAGAAUUGAGUGUAAAAAAAAUGUCGUUAUCUGCUGUUGGACGAACCCAGGAAGUGAACACGGAGAGGCGCCUUUUCUGAUCUGGUCCAUGUUGUUGAAUAACGGCGACUUCUUUCCUUUCAACCGUCAGCACUAAUAAAAGCGUGUCCCGCUGGGCAGCAGUAGAGUAAAUGGCCACAAAAAAGAAGCGAACGCCUAACGUUCAUAAUGACAGCUGGGUUGUCAUCGCUGCAGACUCCGUCAUCGACCCACAGACGCACGGCAGUGACCCGGCGUUUGUGAGACUGAGGAACCCCUCCACAGAUGGAGCGUCUCUGUACGUGCUGGCCAGUGGGGACGCACAGCUGUAUGAGGUCAAAGCCUUUGAGGAAGAUCUACACUCAUGGUUUGUUGGCCAAACAGUGCAGAGAGAUGGGAAACUCCUCUUUGUCACACCGAUGGAUCCUCUCUAUCUGAUUUUGCCCUAUUUGGUUAAAUGUGGUAAAGAGGGAAAAUUCCAGCCUGUGGAUCAGGUUGUUAUGGAUGAGGAAUUCCCAGCGUGCUCCAGGCUGCUCAGAUGCACACGUUCCCUGGCGUCCCUGCACCACAUUGCAGAAGAAAAGGAGGUGGGAAGCCUUAAAUUUCAUCGAUACAGCGAAGAGAAAACAAUGAACUGGUUGAAGAAAAAGGUGGAGAGGACAGUUGUUGCCCUUAGAAACAGAAAUAUCUCUGUGGGUGAAGGAGUCAAAUCCACAACAUACGUCAGAGUGAAGUCAGAAUCAGAUUACUGUGAGGAGGACUACCUACGCUAUGGCCAUGGCUUAAUAUCAGAGUACAUCAGUGAAGACCUGAGCAAAGCCCUCCUCAGACACCUGCAGUUACCUGAGCUGACAAGUCCCAAGGAGACAGAGCCUCCAUCUAAGAGGCGGAAACUCUCAGACAAACCAGUGGAGGCUGGAGACGACUACACCAAAUUCAACAGUCCUGACUUUGCGCGGAAACCGCCCAAGAAGAUGACGGCUGCUCAGAAAAGUCUGGCAAAGGUGGACAAGACUGGCAUGAAGACUAUGUCAUCCUUCUUCAGCCCCAAGGUCAAAGCAGAAAAGAAAUGAACCUUGUAUAGUUUGUUUGUACGUGGCCCAUUUUGUAAUAAAGAAAAGGUGACACUUUUGUCAUUUAAAUGAA